CAAUAUUGUUUUUGAGAAUUAAAUGAGUUAAUAUGUAAAUUGUUUAGAAUAGUGCCUGGCACGUGGUACCAGUGGAAAGUGUCAGUUAUCAACAUGGGAGAAUUUUCCAUUUCACUUCACCUUCCUUCAGGACUCCUUUCAGCCCAAUUAUAUGAUUUUCAUUUAGUCUUGUUUAGGGGGGCUCUACUUUGUUGAUGUUUUUCUGAGAAAUAAUGGGCCUUCUUUUUUUAUUUCUUCGAUAUUUUUUGUUUUUCUUUCACUUUAGCACUGGAUAUUUAUUUAAUAAAAGACAUGCUAACUUUCAUUGACUAUAGUUUUCUUCGUUUUAAGGAUUUGGAAUGCCCUGACAGAUAAUUACGGAAACGUAAUGCCUGUGGACUGGAAAUCAUCCCACACCAGGACCUUACACUUGCUCACUCUGAACCUCUCAGAAAAAGGGGUAAGUGACAGCUUGCUCUUUGAUACAUCAGACGAGGAGGAGUUGAGAGAACAGCUGGAUAUGCAUUCAAUCAUCGUCUCCUGUGUUAAUGAUGAGCCUCUCUUCACUGCAGACCAGGUUAUUGAAGAAAUCGAAGAAAUGAUGCAGGAAUCACCCGACCCGGAAGAUGAUGAAACGCUGACACAGUCCGAUCGGCUUUCGAUGCUUUCCCAGGAAAUCCAAACCCUGAAGCGGUCUAGCACCAGCAGUUACGAAGAGAGGGUGAGGCGGCUGCCGGCGGCCGAGCUGAACGAGCUCCUGGAGGACAUCGAGGCGGCCACCAGGGAGUUCUCGGAGGAGCUGGUGCAGCAGCUGGCGCUGCGCGACGAGCUGGAGUUCGAGAAGGAGGUGAAGAACAGCUUCAUUUCCGCGCUCAUCGAGGUGCAGAACAAGCAGAAGGAGCACAGGGACUCGGCCAAGAAGAAGAAGAAGCUGAGGAACGGGGCGCAGCCCGGCCGCAGCGAGGGGGGCCACGCGCCUGGCACCUACUUGACGACAAUUAUUCCUUAUGAGAAAAAAAAUGGGCCUCCAUCUGUUGAAGAUCUCCAAAUAUUAACAAAAAUCCUUCGUGCCAUGAAAGAGGACAGUGAGAGAGUCCCAAGCUUGUUAACUGAUUAUAUACUGAAAGUUCUGUGUCCCACAUAGGGCGGCCUCACGGCGAGGAGCUAGGUUUCCUGCAGCGUUGCUCGAGAGCCGGCCCCCCUUGCCUCCCCGCCAGCGGAAACUCGCACACCCGAACUUGGAUUUGUGACGCAGUAUUAAGAGAUCACGCCUUCACUCAUUCUUUAUAUUACGAACCAAGAGAAAUGUGGCACCAUUUUGAAUUCUGGGGAUGGCUUUUUGUUAAAUACGAACAAUUCUGAGCUCUCCUCCAACUUUGUAGAGCAGGAGGGUGAUACAUGGAUUAUGCAUGUGCAUUUGUUUUUUAUUAACUGUAUGCCCAUUUGCGUUUUUAUGGCUCUCUAGACCUGAACUACAUGGAAGAACUGGAUUAAGCCAUUGAGAGAUUUAUACUAUAGCUGUUUUUUGGUGAUGGCAAAAACCAACACUGAUUUUUAAAAGAAAAUUGUCAGUAUAAAUAGCACCCACCAGUAUUGUCCAGAGACAGAAACUUGAGCUAGUCUCACAAGUGAAACCAGAAUGUGUUAUUUUGGCUUAAUGCUUAGUGAAUGUUGGAACUGUCGGUGAUGACUGGUUUUAGAGGUUGCUGCGUAUUUUACCGCUGAUCAAAUUUUAACCAUUAAGUUGCCACUUACUUGCAGAAUCUUGUUUAACUUUAGAUGUUUGUGUUGUUUCACGUGUCUGUGAAGUGUCCUUUAAAAGGGGUCUGUAUCCUUAAGGUGCUUAAGAAGCUGUAAGCUGCAGCAUUGCCCGCCCCCCACUACUGUGUUACAGUGCCUCAUGCCUGCGUGUCCUCCCCAAGUGCUAAUCCUAGAAACAGCCGCUCCUGGAUACUACAUCACUAGCCAUGAAACACUUCUGCCCGUUCCAGUCAAGUCAGUGUCCUUCAAUAAACGCUGAAAAGAACGUCGUGUGCCUGAGAGCUGUUUUUUAUUUUCAGA
Messenger RNA from Miniopterus natalensis, 2040 nucleotides. Lineage: Eukaryota; Metazoa; Chordata; Mammalia; Chiroptera; Miniopteridae. The record is from RefSeq and is a predicted model, not a curated record.